AUGAUGUGGCCACCUUUCAUUCACAUUGUGCUGCUUUCUUUGGCUUUGCCUUCAUUGUUAAUUGUAGCUAUUGUAACAUUUAUCGAAGCAGACAUAUGGUAUGCUCAAGCCAUUGGCACCCCAGAGCCGAUUCCCGAUGGAGUUACUUUCAUCAACUGGGCAAAAAUUUUUGCUGAUUUGGACGUGCUUAUCACAUUUGUUGUUCUCUUGAAUAUGGCCAUCAUUGGAUUGGAGUUCAUGAUCUAUUUUAAGUACUGGUGUUUUCGACUGAAUCGUACCCGAAUUUAA
This is a messenger RNA of Cooperia oncophora, 288 nucleotides long. The record is from the annotation of a GenBank genome assembly. Lineage: Eukaryota; Metazoa; Nematoda; Chromadorea; Rhabditida; Trichostrongylidae.